This is a messenger RNA of Olea europaea var. sylvestris, 858 nucleotides long. RefSeq names its product citrate-binding protein-like. The transcript is spliced from 2 exons. The record is from RefSeq and is a predicted model, not a curated record. The coding region runs from base 101 to 751 and encodes 216 amino acids. Lineage: Eukaryota; Viridiplantae; Streptophyta; Magnoliopsida; Lamiales; Oleaceae.
AACAAAUCCUGUCAAAAGCCCGUGUUCAAGCAGCAUUAUUCAUAUAAAUAACAUGUAGUACUCCACCUUUUUCAAUUUCCAGUUCUCAAGGAAAAGCUAGAUGGGAACUCAGUUUCAAUUUGCUCCUCUGAUCAUAGCUUUUACAUUAUGUAGUUGCCUUGCCAGAGGAUGGUCAAACGAUUUAACUCAUGGCUUUAAAGAACUCCCAUUUAACACAUCCUUUUAUCACAUUCAAAAACCUUAUGACUUGCCUGUUGAACAAAGGUACAGCUUCAUCAAUGGAGUUCAUAAAUUAUGGGUCUUCUCUACGGAUAAACCUUUAUCACGAAAUAGUCCCACCAGGCCUCGCUCUGAGAUAAUUAUAAGCGGAUACACCUACUACUCAGGUGUAUGGCAAUUUGAAGCGUAUGGACAUGUCCCACACGGUACAUCAGGUGUGUCGAUCAUGCAAGUUUUCGGAGCAACCCUACCUCAUAACACAUCCUUUAUACUCGGAGUUAACGAUGGCUCACUCACAUACUUCAACGCGUCCGUCAUUUACCCAAAAGUAUAUGAUAAAUGGUUCAGAUUGAAUGUAAUCCAUGAAGUGGAGACCAGGAAAAUAAUGAUUUACAUUAAUGGAAUCUUCAAAUAUGAAACUCUUGACCUAGGAGGAACUUUUCAUUAUUUCAAGUGUGGAGUUUAUGCACAAAAAAAUUCUUCCUUCUAUAUGGAGUCUCGUUGGAAGGGGAUUAGGGUUUUUAAGAGGUGAUUAACAUUUAAUUAUCCUUCUUUUAAGUAAUUGGUUAUGGAAUAAAAUUUCCUUACAAAAUGUUUAUCUUCUUUUGAUCUCUAACAAACAGUUUAUAAAUAGAAAAC